UAUAUUUUUUGGUGGUGUAGAAGAAGCUGAUUAUGCAAAACGUGCUAUUUUAACACCAACAAAUGUUGAUUCAUUGGCAAUAAAUGAAGAAGUCCUUCAUCGAUUACCGGGUGAUGUUAAAACUUAUUUAAGUUCAGAUAGCAUUGAAACUGAUGAUCAUAAUGAAAUUUAUAAUUUUCCAGUUGAGUUUUUAAAUACUUUGACUCCAUCAGGUAUGCCUGUUCAUUGCCUAAAGUUGAAAAUUGGUGCUGUUAUAAUGCUACUUAGAAAUUUAGAUCUCAAAGGUGGACUUUGUAAUGGAACACGUUUGAUGGUGCGUGCACUACACAACAAUUACAUUGAUGGUGAGGUUCUAACAGGUGUAUCAGCUGCUAACAGGGUAUUUGUUCCUCGAGUUCAAUUAGCUCCAUCAGAUUCAAAUUUACCUUUUACACUUAAACGUCGUCAAUUUCCAGUUAGGUUAGCAUACUCAAUGACCAUAAAUAAAAGUCAAGGUCAAACAUUUGAUAAAGUUGGUGUUUAUCUCAAAAAGCCUUGCUUUUCACACGGCCAAUUAUAUGUUGCAUGUUCAAGAACAAAAUCUUUUAAUAGUUUGUUUUUUAAAGUUGAUAAACAUGCAUUACAAGGUAUGGUGUUACUUGGCAACGUGUAG
This is a messenger RNA of Hydra vulgaris (swiftwater hydra), 652 nucleotides long. The record is from RefSeq and is a predicted model, not a curated record. NCBI's taxonomy places the organism in Eukaryota, Metazoa, Cnidaria, Hydrozoa, Anthoathecata, Hydridae.